This is a messenger RNA of Syngnathoides biaculeatus (alligator pipefish), 4152 nucleotides long. It is a transcript of the gene aspn, whose product is annotated as asporin (LRR class 1). Gene Ontology annotation, molecular function: protein binding. The record is from RefSeq and is a predicted model, not a curated record. The transcript has 8 exons. Bases 594 to 1670 code for a protein of 358 amino acids. Lineage: Eukaryota; Metazoa; Chordata; Actinopteri; Syngnathiformes; Syngnathidae.
ACAAAGCUGCUGAGUAGUAUUGCUGCUGUUGGCAUUCAUAUAUGUAAUAACAUGUUCAGAUUCCCAUUUAGAUAUUCAUUAAUCAUACUUCUCAGUUGGUAAUAUGGACAUAAAUGUUAGUUUUUGUGCGUGUUAAAAUGACCGAAAUAAAAACAAUUUCUCCGUGUAGUUGAAGGAUCACAGGAAUGCCAACCAUGGGAUCUUUCUGUUGUGGUGGAAGCAGGAGCGCCACCAGCAGCCUCUGGAAUUUAUUGCGCUAAAUACCCUGGCAAGGCUUCAAAAGGGCAGCUCACAUUUGCAGAUGCUGUGAUGACAGAAACGUUCUAGUGUCGAGGUGAGGACACGGCAGCUCGCAGCGGUGGGGGUGGUCUCCUAGGGGUUUUUUUUUUCCUUUUUUUUAAUUUCCUCCUUCUCGCUGCUGAGACAAGGGGGGAUGCUGUUCUGUGCGCUGACUUAGGUUGCAUCCCUCAUUCGUGUGCAGCUGCAAGUCUGCUUCUGCUGGUGCGCUCGCUGCCUGAGCUUUAAACGAGGGCAAAAAAAAAAAAAAAGCUUCUGACUGAUAAGAUAACCCAAAUCGGUGGUCCGGCCGCACCAUGAGGGUGGUCCUCCUGCUCUCUCUGCUGACCUUGGCCAGCAGCAAAUACUACCAACAUGUCAACGUCAUGGACAUGAUGAGAAACUACGACGUCAUGAUGGCCGAUUCCGGGGAUGACGACGACUCCAACAACUUGAACGACCACUACGAUAUCUGUCCCGUGGGUUGCCAUUGCUCACCCAGAGUGGUGCAGUGCUCAGAUCAAGGCCUGAUCAACAUUCCCGCCAAGAUUCCCGCCGACAGCUUGAUGAUCGACCUCCAGAACAACGACAUCACCGAGAUCAAGGAGGACGACUUCAAAGGGCUGGACAAGCUUUACGGCCUGUUUCUGAUCAACAACCGGAUCUCAAAGAUCCACCCACGGGCCUUCAAGAACAUGAACCGCCUGCGCCUGCUCUACCUUUCCUAUAACAUGCUGACGGAGAUCCCGGCCAAUCUGCCGCCCAACAUCAUCGAACUGCGGUUCCACGAAAACCGAAUCAACAAGAUCCAGAGGGACGCCUUCAAAGGACUCAGGAAGCUCCAUGUGCUCGAACUGGGAGCCAACCCACUGGCCAACGGCGGCAUCGAGCUUGGCGCCUUCAACGGCCUGUCCACGCUCUAUGUGGGGAUGUCUGAGAGCAGGCUGACGGCUGUGCCCAAAGACUUGCCCACCUCCAUCACGGAGCUCAACCUGGAGUACAACAAGAUCUUUAAGGUGGAAGUGGAAGACUUCAUCAGAUAUAAAAAUCUCCAGAGACUGAGUCUGAGCUUCAACCAAAUCCGCUCUGUGGAGAACGGCAGUCUGGCCAAGAUCCCCAACAUCCGCGAGAUCCACCUGGACAACAACAAUCUGAAAAAGGUCCCGGUCGGACUCAGCUCCCUGCGCUACCUCCAGGUGAUUUUCCUCCAUGCCAACAAAAUCACCAGCGUGGGCGUCAACGACUUCUGCCCCAUCAGAUUCGGCGAGAAAAAGAACUUGUACAGUGGCAUCAGCCUGUUCGCCAACCCCGUCAAGUACUGGGACGUCCACCCCGCCACCUUCCGAUGCGUGGGCGGACGACGGGGCGUUCAGCUCGGAAACUUCCGGAAGUGAUAGCCACACGUCGGCUGGACGGCUUGCGACCGCGUGUCAAACAAGGGGAGAACCGGAAAUGAUCCCAACUUAUAAUAGAUCCCAAUAAAAGUCUCAUAAUCAGAGAUGAAACCGAUGCAAAAAAUCUCACAUCACGAUAAGAAGUGACCAAAAUUAUAAUCACUAUCAGUAUUAUCGCAACAUUGCAAAAAAUAGAAAUAAAUAAAAUCACACAUACGAGCACCAAAAGCCUUCCGAAAGAAACCCUGAUGUAGUUUUUGCACGUUAGAAAUCAUAAACAGCAGCAAGCAAAAUACCUUGGAGUACAGGAAUCCCACAAAUGCACAAAUUCAGCGAUCCAUGUUUUACUGUAUUUUAAUUUUUUUUUUUGUGCUCUUUCUGAAACGCCCUAAGCAGCGCAAGAUGUCCCUUGUAGGCCUGUUCAAAUAGGAAUCGGAAUCAAGGAAAUACAGCAGUGCCUUGAAAACAAGUUUUUACCUUUGCAUAUCAGGGAGUAGAGAAACCGAGACUGUUCGUGGAAGUUACGGAGCGUAUUCACCUGAUAUCACUCACACGUGUGCUCACGGCGCAUUUUCUCAAAAUCAUAUCUGGUCGCCAUUUAUUUGAGGGUUCGUGUAAGGCACAGGUGUCAAACUCAAGGCCCGGGAGCCAGAUCUGGCCCUCUGCACGAUUUUCUGGGGCCCGCGGAGGCAAAUCAUUUGUGUCAACUUCCAUGAUUCUUGUGAAAAUCUGUACAAAAAUUUCAAAUUGUCACAAAUCAUGAAUAGUAACGUUGAGAAGUGUUUUUGUGUUAUCAAAUAUGAAUGUUUCAAAACCCUAUUACAGCUAAUCUCUGAUUAAAAAAGUUCAUAAAUUUCAUGUGUAAAUAUGAUGAGGCAAUUAAAGAUUAUGGUUUGUGUCAUAACGACCCUCUGAGGGAAACCGUAACUGCAAUGUGGCCCGUGACAAAAAUGAGUUUGACACCCCUGAUGUAAGGAGAAAGGAGAGUUGAAAUGUUUUGCGAAAUAAGUUUGUGGCUAUUAACAAAGGUAAUUUUAAACACUAAGAAAAAUGGGGUCCAUUUUUUUAAUUUUUUAUUUAUUUUUUACUUUCAUGGAAAGCUCUGUCCCUAGCCCCCGCAAAAAGUGGCGGAUAAUUGGACCGUUUUGGGUCGUGACAAAACUUGUGACGUGUUUUCCUGCCCAAUUUGGCAACUUUUUUUUUCCCCUGCAUUCUCAGCCAACAAACUCAUCUUCAAUUAAUUUCCCAACUGCAGGCUUGGAAAAAGCUGAAGCUUUUGCCCUCGUCCUUGUUUGAGUUGAAGAAAUCAUUUUUGUAGCACCGUCAUGGUCUUCUACGGUUUAUGAAUUUGGAAUAUGAACUUUCCAACUGUUGGCUGUCGCAAUGGCAAUGCCAGAAGCGAAAAGCCGCAAGACAACUACGGCACUAAAAUUACGAUAAUGACAAUAAUUCAAAAAAAUGAAAAGGCAAUGCUUAUCUAAAAUUUUCCCACAGCUUAUCAGUGCAGGGGGUCCUCAAUUUAGUUUAAUGUACUGCUACGCUAAUACAGCAUUAAUUACAGAAACUAUUUAAAUAAACUCUUAUAAUCAGCCAAUCAAAUGAAAAUAUAUUAAGUAUGGCAAAAACUGUGUGUGCCAGUGAAGAAAGUAGUUUGUGUGCGCUCUUCAGAACCUGGAAGCAUUAUAUAUUCAGUACCAUCCUAGGUUUAGUUUGUAACGAAUUGGAACGACAACUACUGCUCUGUAUAAACACAGUAGUAAGGAAAACUGAAAAAUGUAAUUGCUAAAACUUGCUGUCGUAAAUUCUGCUACAUUUGAGGGGGUCCUCCGUAUACAACUAAGUUCAUUGCUUCCUGUGCGUACCUUCAAAACGUUGUGUUAUCGGUACCGUCGUAAAUCGAGGAACCCUUAUAUAGAGCCCUUUUGUCGGGUGAGCAACCAAAAAAAAAAAACUUGACUGAUUGGUUUGUACUAGAUUGUAUGAUUAGAAACAUGCUUAAGUUGACUCCGUAACCUUCCUCGAGACGACAAACGAAAUCGUCCGUCUUUUAACCUGAGUUAUGUUUUUUUGUUUUUUUUAAUGUCAUUUGGGGGCAUUGUGAAGUUGAAAUCUUCCAUUUCAAACACGCGUUCUUUCCAGGAAAGGUCUGUACUCACUGGAAGGAUAUUGGCCAUUUUCAGUGCAAUAACGUGACGCCAAAGAUCAGAUCUUUUGAUUUUUUUGUCUUGAAAUGUUUUAUACACAUGCAGAGUACUUUAACAGACACUGUCCUACUUGUAAAAACAAAAAACUAAAGCGUCCUCAGCAGGGCUGUGGAUGACCAAAUUCUCGAAAAUGUCUCCAGGUUGAACUCACGCGCGGCUAGAGUGUCGUUGAUUAAAGGCAUGUAUUGUAAUAAAAAUCCUUUUUUUCCCCCCCCUCCAGUGUCCUCUCCUCCAAUGGUGCUAUAUUUAUUGAGUAUGUUUUCAAAUAAACCUGGAAC